AUGCUUUAUUGCUUUCACUCUGUGGCUGAUGAAUUUGAAGAGGACGAGUUUUCCGGUCUGAUUGUUUCUGCCAACCUCGAUACUGCUGAGGUCUCAUGGGUCUCGCCUGCGGAAGAUCAACCAGACUCGUUCUUUGAUGAUCCUAAUCAUCCUGUUUGCUUAGUUCGAACUGUCCAUCGAAGUGGAAAACUUUGGGUGACAACCGAAAAAGCCAUGGAAAAUUCUGUGAAGAUUUACGUUAAGGAUGAUGAGGGAUGGCACGAAUUGGAAUAUCCCAUCGCAGACACUAUGUUCCUAGUGGAUGUGCGAAAAGAUGGUAAUGCUCUCGUUCUGAAUGUGGAGAAACAUCCUGAGGGGCACUUUCAAGAGGACUAUGUCUCAUUUGCAGUUAUGAAUAGAUGGUAAGC
Messenger RNA from Cylicostephanus goldi, 407 nucleotides. Lineage: Eukaryota; Metazoa; Nematoda; Chromadorea; Rhabditida; Strongylidae. The record is from the annotation of a GenBank genome assembly.